This is a messenger RNA of Procambarus clarkii (red swamp crayfish), 5541 nucleotides long. It is a transcript of the gene Ret, whose product is annotated as Ret oncogene. The record is from RefSeq and is a predicted model, not a curated record. Lineage: Eukaryota; Metazoa; Arthropoda; Malacostraca; Decapoda; Cambaridae. Gene Ontology annotation, biological process: protein phosphorylation; positive regulation of kinase activity; cell surface receptor protein tyrosine kinase signaling pathway. Gene Ontology annotation, molecular function: ATP binding; transmembrane receptor protein tyrosine kinase activity. Gene Ontology annotation, cellular component: axon; signaling receptor complex; plasma membrane.
AAACUGUGCUACCUGCCGGAGGGAGACCUCACACUACGUCAAUGGGAGAACCGUGAGGUCACGCAGCUGCUGGGUCUUCCGCCCCCGUCAGUCAGCUGUCCCGGGCUGACUGCUACGUACACCCUCACUAUGCCAGGCGUGGAGAGUGGACGGGAGGAGUUGAUGACGACGGUAGACAGGUUAGAGGUGAGGCCUACUCAGUCCCUCGACCGUGAGAGACGGGAGGACACCUUACCCUUCACUGUCACCUGCACUAUACAGGGAUCGGAGCGCCAACUAGCCCCUCAGACACGCAAUGGGACGCUGUUCAUCCUGGAUGAAGACGACUCCCCACCCAUUAGGACCAGGAACCCCUUCGUGGAGUGGCACUAUGGCACUGACUUCGAGGACCUGGACGACCAGUUGAUGGUGCUGGACCCGGACAUGUACACCACCAAUAACUACCACAUAGAGCUGCUCGGCAACACCCACAACCUCGUCAUCAUCGAGAGCUCCACCAAGUUCGAGGUGAAGAAGGAGCUGUGUGUUAUGGAGGCUGAGAACGUGACGGGCGUCUCCAUCACCGCCUCCUGCACCCUCCUCACCCCUGUGAUGAGUUUUGACCACACGAGGCUGCGAGGGAACCUGCCGUCCAAGGUCCAGUUCUCAGUGGUCUUCGUCGACAGGACACUCGUCCCACCAGACAGGAACCGCAGCAAGCAGGUGCAGUACGAUGUGACGUUAACUUUGCCAGACGAUAAGGAGCGUUACGUGACUCCUGCCCCGGCGAACAAGGUGGCCAGGCCGGGCGUUAACUGUGAACUAUGUGCUGACUCUCUGUCAGAGGUCAGCUGUGAAGCGUGUCUUGAGUACAUGGCCUUACUCACCUUGACUCCUCCCGUGGAGCUGAACAUCACUCUCACCCCGACCGCCAGCAAGUACUCGAGACUGGGUCAACUGAUCUUCCCUAACGUGAGCCUCAGUGACCUGAAGAACCAUCACCCGGCGUGUGUGACCUUCACCCUGGCCCCCGACAGCGUGGGCGUGGGCGUGGGCGUGACGCCCAUCACAGGCAUCCUCUACGUCACCGACCCCAGCCGGUUGAGGGCCGGGGACAUCACCGUAGUGAGGGGAAACUCCUCUACCCUGGUGACCCUGAGCGUAGAGGACCCGGUUGUGUCUCCUUGUUCGAAUCAGACGACGUCGAGGGAGGCGUGGUGCUCCCACGCCAGCUACGCGGCCACCUGCUUGUCGUCGUGUGGGCUGGGCGCCGUGUUGUCGUGCUGGUGGCGCCCCCUGGUGACCAAGCCCGGGGAGAUCCUGGCCAGGCACUAUGCCACCUGCUCCCCGGACCUCGACACCUGUCCCAACGGCAUCUGCGACGAACUCGAGCUCCUCAACUCCGGCAUCUGCCCGCAGGAUUGUGUUGACGAGUCCUGGAAGAGAGGCCAUAGUAUGACCAUCUCGAGUGGAGGGUACGGUAUCGAGGCGGGCUUUGGAGUGUGCAGCUGCGACGCGACGGGAUGCAGCUGCUUCGCUGCGCCCGUCGAGGUGCCCCCAUCCACACCCGAGGUCGACAUCCCUUUCAUGGAGCCCACGCACAAGCCAGCCUGGGAGUGUGGCAGUGGGUGUAAAGCCGGUGUGAGUGUGGCCGCCCUCGCCUUCCUCGCCUUCACCCUCGCCUGCGUCGUCUUCUGCAGGCGUCGAGCGAGCAGGCAGGACAAGCAGAAGGGUGGAGUGAUCUCCCUGGGCUCCCUCCCUAGCGAGGAGCGGUCCUCCUCCCUGCCCUAUAACACCCGGGACGAGUCACACGACUCUGUCAUCCACGGCAUCAGGGCGUCGCCUCGCCCCGACCACAGCCUCGUCCCGGCCCUCAACCUCACGGUGUCCCCUCAGAUCGAUCGCAGGUGGGAGUUCCCUCGGAGCCGCCUGGUGAUCGAGCAGACGCUAGGAGAAGGGGAGUUCGGCAAGGUGAUGAAAGCCAAGGCGCAAGGCAUUGGAGGCAAUUUAGGCUACACCACCGUCGCCGUCAAGAUGCUCAAGUCCAACAGCACACAGGUGGAGCUCCAGGACCUGCUAUCCGAGUACUCUCUCCUGAAGGAGGUCUGCCACCCCAACGUGGUCAAGCUCCUGGGCGCCUGCACGGGCAAGGGCGGCCCCAUCUACAUCAUCAUCGAGUUCUGCCAGUAUGGGUCCCUCAGGAACUACCUCAAAAGAUCCCGUCACGCUGAGUUCGAAAACCGCGUGGGCUCCGGUCCCGUGGACGGCUCCGCCGGGGACUACACCAUCACGCCCAAGGACCUCCUCUCCUUCGCCUGGCAGAUCUGCAAGGGCAUGGCCUACCUCACAGACAUGAAGCUGGUCCACCGGGACCUGGCGGCGAGGAACGUGUUGCUGGCGGGGGGGAAGGUCUGCAAGAUCUCCGACUUCGGCCUCACCAGAGACGUCUACGAGGGCGACCUCUACUUCAAGAGGAGCAAGGGUAGAGUGCCGGUCAAGUGGAUGGCCCUGGAGAGCCUGGUGGACCACGUCUACACCAGCAAGAGUGACGUGUGGGGCUUCGGGGUGCUACUGUGGGAGCUGGUCACUCUGGGCACUCCCCCUUACCCCGGGGUCACUCCUGAGAGACUCUUCUCCCUGCUCAAGGCCGGCUACCGCAUGGAGAAGCCGGAAAACUGCUCCCAGGAGCUGUACGACGUGAUGCUCCAGUGCUGGGCCGAAGAGCCCGCCAGGAGACCUUGCUUCCAGGAGCUGACCGACAUCUUCGACGCCAUGAUCCAGGCGGACGUCGAGUACCUGGAACUGCGCUCCCUCAUCGUCACCAACCGCGGCUACUUCGACGGCGUGCCCGCGCGGCUUUAUCCCGAGGCUCCGCCGCAGUUCCAGGACGCGCCGCAGGCUACCGGAGACAGCCACUUACCCCAGUCGCAGCCGCAUGUCGUAUUGCCCCCGCCGCCGCAGGAGGUUUUGCCACAGCAGCUCCUUCAAGGGGUGCCGCACCUGAGCGUAGAGGAGGGCCGUGUUCCCCACCCGCAGCAAGACUGGUCCCCACCUGAGGACGAGCAGCUGGACACCGACGCCUACCUGGUGGCCCGGACCCACCUGGGCCCACCCCACCGUGAGGAGUCCACCGAGCCCCUCCUGGCGCCCACCUCCCCGCCCACCACGGCCGCCCAUACGCCCACCAUCACCACUUCCCACGCCCACAACCCCGCCUACUCCCCCACCAGCGAGUUGCCACCGCCCCCACUCCACUACUCCACUCUGGCAACCCGACCUGACGAAGAAGAUGCCCAUAAUCUGGAGUGUUGUAGGAGCGAGGAGGACUCUGACAGCGGGCGAGCGACGGGUGACUCGGGCUACGCGACGGAGGAGGGUCGUGGGAGGUGGCGGGUGGAGCACAAGGGGGGUGGUCGUACCCCCCAGGCCUCCCCCAGGGGAUCGUCCUACUCCCCCGUCCCCCGCCACGAGCACGACCCCGAGGACGACCAGGACACCUCCGAGGACCUGGAGGAGAGACAAGAGCUCCUGAUGGAGGAUCUACUGGGACAUCUGACCCCCAGCCCUGAACCCGCCCAAGCCGCCCACAGCGCCGCCCACAGCAGUCAUGCCGCCCACAGUACCCACACCACACCUGUGAUUGUGUGAGGAAGAGGGACUUCACAGACCGUCUAGACAUCAUCAGUUGUGUUGGACUUCGAAGACGUCUCUCUCUCUCUCUAGGACGACUUCGAAACUCAAGUCUCUAUCUCCUUUAUUUUUGUUGGUGAGACCCGAGGUCGCUAUAGAGUGGACACUGCUUGGUGAGAAUAGAUAUAUAUAUCUAUCACUCCUGUUGGUACUACAUGGGUGGAAUAUGUGAGUGUAUAAUAACCCUCGGUGGUAUAGCUUAGUGAAGAUAUGUGUAUAGACCUCUACAGGAAAUGUAACUUGCUUUAAAGAUGGGUGUCGCCGCCUCCGCUGUGGGGAGUAUCUACCUUGCAAGUUAAAAAAUACCGUGUGGAAAGUAUAUACCAGUUGCCGUGUGUGGACGACAGACAUAUACCAAGACACCUUCCUUAUAUGUGUGUGUGUAUGUGUGUGUGUAUAAGAACAAUUUCCCCCCACAUACACCUGUUUAUUCACUCAACCAGUCAACCUGUCAAUCAACUAACGCCAUCGUGUCCAGUAAGUAAGUUAUCGCAAGAUUAAAUCAAUUUCAAAACGUAUGUAUGUAUGUGUGUGUGUGUGUGCUAAGGCUGUUGACCUUUAUGACUCCCGAUUGUUUCCAAAAUUUGACUUUGAAACAUACGUCUGUGUGUGUGUGUGUGUGUGUGUGUGUGUGUGUGUGUGUGUGUGUGUGUGUGUGUGUGUGUGUGUGUGUGUGGUUUUACUUCAAGCCUGGAGGCUGGAUUAAAACAAAACAUGUUCAAAAAAACACGUUUUCUUCAAAGAUUUUUCAAGGGGUGACCUGUGCAACCUCGAGACCGAACUUUUGGUGAAAUGUUAACCUUUUUUAAUGACUCGUGUUACCCGUACAUGAACGCGUUACCACCGACCUGAACAACUUUUGUCUCUCUUACCAUUAGUGAAUUAUGUGUCAUGUACUGUAUAAGCUUUGAGAAGAUCUUCUGUUGUAAUAUUUCUGAUAUUCAAGCUGCAUUUCUUCACACUGCAGCUUCAUUCCGCCACGCUACAGCUGUAUUUCUCACACAAAAAAAAGAGCAACUGUAUUAUUAGUACAGUUGUAUUGUACACUAUAAUCAAAGUCUCCUGCCUUUAUAGGGGGGGGGUGGUGGGAGAGGGAGGGAGGGCAGGGAGGUUGGGUCUUAUCUCUUCAAUGCGCAUGUGCAGCAAUAAGCACUUUGUGACGCUGUGACUCCCAACACACCGAUUCGAUUCGAUACUAGAUACGUCACUCAUUAGCUGAUUGUACGUCACGCUCGCUGAUUGGCCCAGAAUUUCCUACGUCACUGAUCAACUGAUGACACGUAGUCCGUUCUGAUUGGCCGGCAAGUUAUCCCGUCACCAGGUGAUGCCACGUGGUACAUGAUGAUUGGCUCAAAUAUUACUGUCAUUGAUCAGUUGAUGACACGUUGCGCUUUCUGAUUGGCCUGUAAGUUCCCGCGUCAUUAACUGAUGCCACUUAGGACGUGAUAAUUGGCCCAAACACUGAUUCAUUGAUGAUUAUUAACGCAUGUUUAGCAGAUAAUCUAGAAUUUAUGUUAAUAUUAUUUAGUAUGAUGUGUAAUAGAGGUUGAUGGUGUUAAGGAGACAUAUUAUUAGUGUGUAAGAGGGAACUUAGGUAGGGUAAUAUUGAGAUAUGUGAGCCCACCAGCCCCUCUUCUCCCCCGCCGUUACCCAAACAUUCCCCACCACCACUACCAAAUUCUUCCCCUACCAUUACCAGCCAUUCCUGGCUACCUUUCAGACCACCCAUUACCGCCUAUUUCGUCGACCAUCGCCCAUUCAACCACUACAAUCUACCAUAACUCAACCACCUACUCUAACAUUAACUAUCCAAUUCACCCCCUCCCCCCCCCCCCAUCCUUCCCCCCAUCACCGCCCUAACCCCCCAACCCC